Messenger RNA from Cimex lectularius (bed bug), 2631 nucleotides. It is a transcript of the gene GlyS, whose product is annotated as glycogen [starch] synthase. Gene Ontology annotation, cellular component: cytoplasm. Gene Ontology annotation, biological process: glycogen biosynthetic process. The transcript has 12 exons. Gene Ontology annotation, molecular function: alpha-1,4-glucan glucosyltransferase (UDP-glucose donor) activity. The record is from RefSeq and is a predicted model, not a curated record. Bases 264 to 2336 code for a protein of 690 amino acids. Lineage: Eukaryota; Metazoa; Arthropoda; Insecta; Hemiptera; Cimicidae.
UAUCUCGUGUCUAAUCGAGAUCGAUAGACAACCGUUUCUCCGGUGUUUUGAUUUUUGCAGAUCACUCUUUUUUUGUGUUUUUCGUCGGCUGUUCUUGACUAUUAGUUUAUUUUCCAUCCCGUUUCAUCUGCUCAGGUGGAAAGUGGGGCCGUCUUUUCUAUCCAUAUACGAGGUCGGUUCUUCUGCUCGUAUUCGUCACCGCGGCGAUUUUUGCCGGAGCUUUCACUAAAACUUUCCAAAAAGAUUUCUAUUUUCUUCUCUUCAUGGCUUCCAAGGGGAACAAAAAGAGGUUCUUCAGGCAGGACAGCGCGUACGAUCUGAGCGCGGUGAUGGAUCGAGGUUUGACCGCCAGCCAGGGCAACAAGUGGGCCUUCGAGUGCGCCUGGGAGGUGGCCAACAAAGUCGGUGGUAUUUAUACAGUCAUUAGAUCCAAAGCUUUUGUCUCAACUGAAGAAUUCGGUGACCAGUACUGUCUGCUUGGACCGUACAAGGAGGCCUGUGCUAAAACUGAAGUAGAAGAAGAAGAAUUUAUAUACGGUACUCCAUUGCAAAUUGCAGUUUCGCGUAUGCGAGACUCAGGCUUUCAACUCCGUACUGGUACAUGGCUUGUUGACGGCAAUCCUCAGGUCAUACUUUUUGACAUAGGCAGUUCAGCUUGGAAGCUUGAUGAGUACAGGCAGGAGCUUUGGGACAGCAGCAACAUCGGGAUUCCGCACGCUGACAUCGAGACGAACGACGCAGUAAUACUCGGAUAUUUAGUUGCGACAUUUAUAAACGAGUUCAAGAGGGCAGCUGAAGAAGUGAGUUGCAGUCAACCAAAAAUUUUGGCUCACUUUCACGAAUGGCAAGCUGGAGUUGGUCUCAUCGCGCUCAGGACCCGGAAAAUUGAAGUGGCCACCAUUUUCACAACACAUGCUACAUUACUUGGAAGGUACCUUUGCGCUGGGAAAAUUGAUUUCUACAACAAUCUUAGUUCUUUUAAUGUCGAUGAGGAAGCUGGGAAAAGGUACAUAUAUCACCGGUAUUGUUUAGAAAGAGCAGGGGCUCAUCUGGCCCACACUUUUACAACCGUGUCCGACAUUACAAGCUUGGAAGCCGAGCACCUGCUUCACAAAACUCCUGACAUAAUCACGCCGAAUGGGCUCAACAUCAAGAAAUUCUCUGCCUUGCACGAAUUCCAGAAUCUACAUGCACUCUCGAAGGAGAAGAUAAAUGAAUUCGUUCGUGGGCACUUUUACGGACAUUAUGACUUUGAUCUGGAUAAAACAUUGUAUUUUUUUACUGCCGGUCGUUAUGAAUUUAAUAACAAGGGGGCAGACAUUUACAUUGAAAGUCUGGCCCGGUUGAACCAUUAUCUAAAGGAAUCUCAUUCAGAGGUAACUGUAGUGGCUUUCCUUAUAUUUCCAACAAAAACAAACAAUUUCAAUGUCGAAAGUCUUAGAGGAAGUGCUGUCACAAAAAGCUUGAGAGAAACUCUCCUUGACAUCCAAUCUAAAAUAGGAAAAAGAAUGUAUGAAAUAUGUUUAAGUGGUCGGAUGCCUGAUGAGAGUGAACUGUUAACAAAAGAUGAUAAGAUGAGAAUGAAAAGGUGCGUAUUUGCGAUUCAGAGACAUGGCUUGCCUCCUAUUACCACCCACAAUAUUGUGGACGACUGGAAUGACCCCAUACUGAAUGCUGUGAGGCGUUGCCAGCUGUUUAACACCGUCAAUGACCGAGUCAAGAUUGUGUUCCAUCCAGAAUUUUUAAGCUCAACCAAUCCACUGUUUGGCCUGGACUAUGAGGAGUUUGUCCGUGGGUGUCAUUUGGGAGUUUUCCCCAGUUACUAUGAGCCAUGGGGCUACACGCCUGCCGAGUGUACUGUUAUGGGUAUUCCUUCGAUUACGACAAACCUCUCUGGGUUUGGGUGUUUCAUGGAGCAGCAUAUCCAGGAUCCGUUGUCCUAUGGGAUCUACAUUGUAGACAGGCGGUGGAUUAGCGUUGAAGAGUCAGUCAAGCAGCUCGCCAAAUACAUGUACCACUUCACCAAGUUGAGCAGAAGGCAGAGGAUCAUUCAACGAAACAGGACAGAAAGGCUAAGCGACCUUUUAGACUGGCGGAGUCUAGGAAUUUAUUAUCGUCAAGCAAGACAUAAAGCGUUGCAGUCAGUUUACAAUGACAUACCAUCUUUUGAGGAGGAGUUCAAAGGAAGGAAUUUAAACUAUCCACGCCCUUAUUCAGAGCCGCCUUCACCAUCGCAGAGCAAACAUACAACUCCUUCUGGCUCCAGACAAGGAAGUGAAGAUGAAGAUGAAGUCGAUGAAGAAAAAGAGCUUGCAGAAUUGCAAUUACACCAUUAAAACCUUUUAAUGAGGAUGUAGAGUGAUUUAUAAUUUGUGUUAACACAAUCCUACAUGACAAAACUAAAAACUUUUCAAAGUAAAAAGAGUUCUUCCAGCUUGUAUAGCUGAUCAGUACAGCCAUGAUUCAUUGUGCCAUUGUAGUUUUUAUGUAGUCAGUUUUGUAUGCUUAUACCUAUAAAAGUUAUUGUAAAAUUUUUAAUUUUGUUUUAAUUUUAGAUAUUUUAAAAAUACAUCACAAUAAUUUCCACUUUAUCUGAAUGGAAAAUUCAAAAUAUAUUAUUAUGAAUUGUUA